GAGACUGUGUCGUACAGACUCUGGCAUCAUGAACAUGUUCGAUCGGAAGAUCAACUUUGAUGCGCUCUUAAAGUUUUCCCACAUAACCCCCUCUACACAGCAGCACCUGAAGAAGGUCUAUGCCAGUUUUGCCCUCUGUAUGUUUGUGGCAGCUGCAGGGGCAUACAUCCAUGUGGUCACUCACUUCAUUCAGGCUGGCCUGCUGUCUGCCCUGGGCUCCUUGGGAUUAAUGAUUUGGCUGAUGGCAAUACCUCAUAACCAUGAAACUGAGCGUAAAAGACUGGGGCUGCUUGCUGGAUUUGCUUUCCUUACAGGAGUUGGUCUGGGCCCUGCUCUAGAGUUGUGCAUUUCCAUCAACCCCAGCAUCAUUCCCACCGCUUUCAUGGGGACAGCAAUGAUCUUCACCUGCUUCACUCUGAGUGCCCUCUAUGCUAGACGUCGUAGCUACCUUUUCUUGGGAGGUGUCUUGAUGUCAGCCAUGAGCCUGAUGGUCUUAUCCUCUCUCGGCAACCUUUUCUUUGGAUCCAUUUGGCUUUUCCAGGCAAACCUGUAUGUGGGGCUCGUGGUCAUGUGUGGCUUUGUCCUUUUCGAUACUCAACUCAUUAUUGAAAAGGCUGAAAAUGGAGAUAAGGAUUAUAUCUGGCAUUGCGUUGACCUCUUCCUGGAUUUUGUUACCCUGUUCCGAAAACUCAUGAUGAUCCUGGCUAUGAAUGAGAAGGACAAGAAAAAAAAGAAGUGAAAUGACCCUCCAGCCUUUCCCAGUUUGACUUCCUCUCCUACCAACCCUCAUUUUCUCUUUGCACACAUUACAGGUGGCGUGUUCUGUGAUAAUGAAAAGCAUCAGAAAA
Molecule: messenger RNA, 848 nt
Organism: Chrysochloris asiatica (Cape golden mole)
Lineage: Eukaryota; Metazoa; Chordata; Mammalia; Afrosoricida; Chrysochloridae
Gene: TMBIM6
Product: transmembrane BAX inhibitor motif containing 6
Exons: 9
Coding region: 29-739 (236 amino acids)
Biological process (GO): cellular response to unfolded protein; negative regulation of apoptotic signaling pathway; negative regulation of RNA splicing
Cellular component (GO): mitochondrial membrane
Molecular function (GO): enzyme binding
Source: RefSeq, a predicted model, not a curated record